This is a messenger RNA of Colletotrichum higginsianum IMI 349063, 450 nucleotides long. Its product is annotated as CFEM domain-containing protein. The transcript has 2 exons. The record is from RefSeq and is a predicted model, not a curated record. NCBI's taxonomy places the organism in Eukaryota, Fungi, Ascomycota, Sordariomycetes, Glomerellales, Glomerellaceae. The coding region runs from base 1 to 450 and encodes 149 amino acids.
AUGAUGAAGUUUGCCAUAAUCAUCGCUCUCGCCGGUCUUGCCGUUGCGCAGACCGACCUCCCCACGUGCGCCCAAGGCUGCGUCAACCAAUACACCACAGGCAAUGCCAUCGCCGGCUGCAGCAAUCUCGACAUCAAGUGCAUCUGCUCCAACGCCGGCUUCCUCGACGGCAUCGCCUGCUGUCUCGCCAGUGCCUGCCCUGCCGCCGAACAGGAGAACGCCGUCAAGUUCGCCAAGAAUAUCUGCACCGGUGCCGGCGUCACUGUCCCCGAUCAGGUCGUCUGCAAGAGCGGAAACGCCUCGUCUUCUGGCUCGCCGGCCACUGCUACCCAGACCGGUACCGCCCAGACCGGGACGCCCGCGUCCGCCACGAACACACCGAACGCCGCAGCCACAAUGGGUCCGGUCGCUCUGCUGGGAGGUCUUGUUGCUGCUUUGGUUGUCUUGUAG